GACACAAGGAAUGUGUAAACGAGAUUUCAGCUUCCUCCAUCAGAAUGAGAGAAUGCGAACUUUGUCGCAUCAACCGCAACGCACAGACCUGUCAUGAUGGAGAUGUGAUAUCGGCUGUUACACCUCUCGACCGACGCACAUCGUCCAUUCUCAUCAUGGGUCAUCUGGCAACACUUCGCGUGGCAUUCGCACUCUGCCUUCUGACAUCGUUCGUGUUCUUGACCCUAAAAUGGUUUAUAAAUUUGACACAGUGAAUACGUCAAUCCGAAUGACCCCUCAAAGGAUGAACGUCCAGCAAUUUCAAAGAGUCGUGGACGGGAAAACCACAACAAUCAAGCCAGUACAGGCAAAAGUCUCGAGUGAAAACAAUGGUUCGGAUAUUGUAACAGUUACAACAGAAAAGCCGACGCCAGUGAUUCAAAAAGCUAAAGCUUUUCUUACAAAGGCAAAUGAAUCGACAAUAAAAGCUGCGAAUGGUACAACCCUUGCAAAGUCAGCACACGGAGCCAAGUCAAAUUCCAGCAUUGUUGCAACAAGUAAAAUAUUAUCACCAUCACUAUCCCAAAAUCGAAGCUCACAGAACAAGGAGAACAUUGUCAAACCUUCACAUAAAGCUGCCCAAGAUAAUUCGACCCGGAAAACUGGACAAGUUACAUCCAAACGACGGGACAGUGAACCCAAGACAACUGCUUCAUCCGCAGGUCUAGGUCUAAAUGAGCAGCAGUUUUUAACAAAAGUUGAAAGUUUCUUACAAAAGAAACAAUCAGACCAUGUCAUAAGAGACGCCUUGAUGGAUGUCAUUAAUCGCGCAAAAUCAAGAACUGUACACUGGAAACGACACGAACGAGAAAGUCAACAGGAUAGUCAAUCUCUUAAUUAUCUGAAAUGCCCGACUUCGGUCCGAAACAAGAUGUUGACGACUCCACUCACUCGUAACAAGUUCGUCUUAGACACUCCAAUUUUGGCUUGGGAUGAGCAUUACACUCACGAGGAAUACCUCCGACUUGCAAAAUUCCAUGGCAUUUUCGGAUGGCAAGAUUCCAAUGAAACAGAUAUAGCGUCUUCGCUGACAAAGCUUGAUUCGCCUCACAACCGAUAUCUGUUUGAUAACCGUCUUGUCAACGGUAAGAUUCCCGAAGACGAUAAAUGUAUCACAUGUGCUGUGAUCGGCAAUGGAGGUAUCCUCAACGGCUCCAAGAAAGGCAAAGAGAUCGAUGCUAAUGACUAUGUAUUUAGAGUAAACACGGCCUUAACCGAGGGCUAUGAGGAAGAUGUGGGGAGCAGAACCUCUUUCUAUUGUUUUGGCAUGAUAACACUGUCAAACACACUAGCAGGUGGAUGGAAAACGAAAUUUAAACAACUUCCUAAUGAUGAGGGAAUUCGGUAUGUAUUUUUCGCUGACGGCUACUGGGCUUACACGUAUCUUGCAUCAGUGUUACACGGAGGCAAAGGAACUGUUUUAGGAAACAGAUAUCCAGUUCGAUUUCCCAAAAAACUGCAAGCCAACGAUAUCAAGUUGGUCCAUCCGGACUUUGAGAGAUAUCUUAAAUGGAGCUGGGUAAAUUCGACCUAUCAACGGAACCAAAUUCAUCGACCAACAACCGGUGGUAUCAUGCUUCUACUGGCGUUACAUACGUGUGAUGAGGUCAAUGUGUAUGGUUUCGGUGGAAGUUACACCAAGUUUUCGGAGCACUAUUACGACAAGUCCUAUAACAAACAUGUCAACUAUGCAAACCACGACAAUGCGGCAGAGAACAGGCUUUGGAAAAAACUACACGAUCUUGGUAUCAUCAAUAUGUAUACCAGGGGAUAGUCAGCUUCUAAAACUGUGACCCUUGACCCCGACAGUGGCAGUUGGUCGGUUCACACGGACAAGUCAUGAUCUGUCUUGUCCAAAUAAAAUGAGUGUGAUGUUCCAUCAGAAUUUGUAAACCAAACUUGUCGGAUGCAUUUAGACCUGCAGUAGCGCUCACCCACAUUCUGCAAACAUCCGGGUCAGAUUGACCCGCAAUCCUUGUUCUAUUUGACUCGACCCUUUGUCAGGUCAAACACUACAAUUUUCCGGGUCAAAUAUUACAUUUGUGGGGUUCAAAAUGGCACUCUUCCGUGUAAUCUCGACCCGGAAAGUGUCAUUUUGACCAAAACAAGGUGUCAUUUUUUUACCCGGAAAGGAUUGAUUCACAUACAACCCAGAUUCCGGGUCAAUCUGGCCCGGGUAUUUUCAGAGUGCAGCGAUAAUCGUAAGUAUUGGAUAAACCCGUGGGUGGAUUCACCUGUCGCAAGUCUUACAUUUAAAAUUCUGUGACUGUUGAUUUUGCUUUAGACAUCUAAUAAAACCAACUUUAACACUAUAGAACCAACUUUUAUCAGAUAAAACAAUCAACCGCAGCCAUCAAUCAAAACAACCCACGAAACUGCACGGCCAAUUCCAUCUUAUUUUAUGGCCUAAUCAGCAGUUAAAUCAGGCUCCUAAAUGCCUGCAGUCUGCGAUGCAAACAUCGAAGAUAUAGAAGACCUCCAUGUCCCUGUGAAAAUUCUAAGAAAAAAACAGAGACUCCCCUAUAAGGAAGUCCAAACUGAAAGAGAGCGUGACGGUGCAGGUUUUUGAUAGAUUUUACUUUCUGCACAAUAUCCAAAGCUAACAACAGUUACUCAUUGGUGUGUUAAAUAAUUAGAUAAAAUAAUUUUGAUUAUUUACUUACUUUUCAACAUGUAGAUAUUUUGUUUGCCAAUUUACAUUUGUUACGUUUUUCAACGUUUGAACCCUAUCAGGACUGAAGAUGGGCAGUCAAGCGCUAGAACGCUUCGGCCGAUCGGCACUAAGCUUGUUUUUACUCAUCCUUACCUUUAUCGAGGGUAUUUUCACUUUUAGACAUUUAUUUUGACAGUUCUUGCAUCAAUACGGAUUUAGAACAUUACCAUUUUUACCAUACAGUUUUGCCGAUAUUGGUUGAAAGAAAUUACAUUUUGCGACAAAAUCUCAAAAAUUGAUGAUCUUGCCACCAAAAGGUAGGUAAAGAGCCCUCUAGCAGCGACUUUGGAUGCCGAAAGGUUAAUUGAUCGGAGAAUCCUUUUUGACCCUAUGAAUGCUUGUGGAAAAUUUAAAUCCUUUGAAUAGUGUAGAAAUAAUGCCAAAAAAAUCGUUUUGACCAAAAGUGGGAAGAAAAAUGAAGUACCGGACAGCAGCGCAACUAAGUGACGUCAUGAUGGAAAUUAUUGCCGGCCAACCAUCAUGCCGAAUUUUAGGAAAAUCAGCUGAAGCAUUUGAAAAUUAAACUUUGGGACACAAUAUUCUCCUGGUCCUGAAAAAACGCGAAAUACUGAUCCUGAUAGGGUGAAUUCUUUAUAGGCUUCAUACUUAUUCUUUAAUGUUCAUAAUAAGACAAUUUUGACUUCGAGGCUUUAUGAUAAUGAAUCAUUAAACCUAAAAGUAUAAAA
Messenger RNA from Patiria miniata (bat star), 3438 nucleotides. Its product is annotated as alpha-N-acetylgalactosaminide alpha-2,6-sialyltransferase 2-like. NCBI's taxonomy places the organism in Eukaryota, Metazoa, Echinodermata, Asteroidea, Valvatida, Asterinidae. The coding region runs from base 230 to 1813 and encodes 527 amino acids. The transcript is spliced from 11 exons. Gene Ontology annotation, molecular function: sialyltransferase activity. The record is from RefSeq and is a predicted model, not a curated record.